AUUCGGGAUGGUUGGUUGGUCUGUCCUUCUCCCCACCUUCUUUCUAAAAGUACGAAAGGUUUAGGCCACCCUACUCUUAUACACUGCACACUCCAGCUAUAGUCAAGGUAUUCAAGAUGGUAGGUUGGUCUGUCCUUCUCCCCACCUUCUUUCUAAAAGUACAAAAGUUUAGGCCACCCUACUCUUAUACACUGCACACUCCAGCUAUAGUCAAGGUAUUCAGAAUGGUUGGUUGGUCUGUCCUUCUCCCCACCUUCUUUCUAAAAGUACAAAAAGUUUAGGCCACCC
Molecule: messenger RNA, 288 nt
Organism: Geodia barretti
Lineage: Eukaryota; Metazoa; Porifera; Demospongiae; Tetractinellida; Geodiidae
Source: the annotation of a GenBank genome assembly